UCACUCCCUUAUAUUCCCCCCAAUAGCCACCAUAAUCGGGAAUACAUUUGACAGUACACACAACCAUCAGAAUGUCUCAGUCCGUCACCGAAUUCGUCUACCUGCGCCUGAAAUCGUCCGUUCGACCGGAAGACCCCUCCAACGCAGCGGGGAAAGAGUUCCUAUCCAUCCUGGAACAGACAAAGGCGCAGAGCGGCUACAACGGGUCUGCCUGGGGGAGGACCCAUGAAGACGAGAACAGCGUGAUCUGGAUGAUUGACUGGGCAGAUGCCCGCGGCUCCUGCCCUGCAAGUCUACUCAGCCCCCUGCUCGAAGCAGAGAGUGCAGCCAUCUCGAUCUAUACAAGUCUGCACCCGCCAGUGAGCAAGACAGACCUGUUAACCUGGAACCCCGUGACGGAGGUGUGCGCGCUGGCGUUUCCCAGCUCGUUGAGUGCGGACGAGCGCCACACCCUGAUGGGCCAUCUGGCUGAGUUUCGCGGGGCGGUGGUUCAGGGGCUCGAGGCAUGCAAGGCGCCUGUCUCCUGGUCGAUGGGGCAGGUCGAGCGGCCAGGCCGGAUGAAGCAUGCAGAGUCGGCGUCCGGUGAGGCAGAGUUCUUCUUGCUUGUUGUCGGGUGGAAGAGCGUCGAGGCACACAUGGAAGCGAAGGAAACUAGUCGGUUCUUGGAGGCGAUUGCCCCCAUCCGCGAGAUGAUGCUGCCGCCUCUCCCGGAGUUGGGAAUGAAGCAUGUCAGAUUCCAGAAGGUGGACUAGGAUGGUGCCUAUUCAGGUAUAUCUUUACAAUAAUAAGACCAUUUC
Molecule: messenger RNA, 797 nt
Organism: Penicilliopsis zonata CBS 506.65
Lineage: Eukaryota; Fungi; Ascomycota; Eurotiomycetes; Eurotiales; Aspergillaceae
Exons: 2
Coding region: 72-752 (226 amino acids)
Source: RefSeq, a predicted model, not a curated record